AUGAAGGCACCCUCGACGACAUUGCUGCGCGCCCUACUACGCCCUCGACAGCCUCUUUGCCAGCUCAGAUGGAAGUCGGAGUGGAUGCCACGGGAGAAAUAUGCAAAGAUCACGGCUCUGGACAAAUUACACAGGAGGCAGAAGGCUGCUGUACGGAAAGAAAGACAAGCCAGCGAGGAUAGAGCCGCGAGGAUGUACCCUGACACAGAUCCUUCAACGCCCCCGCCUACAGUGCUAGCAGCAGACCUCAAAGCCUCCUCACUCAAAAGCCGAGUCCGUGGCUCUAGCAUAACGCCAACCCUCUCUCCGCUCCCCUAUAGCAUUCUGCGCACGCCUUCAAAGAAUCUGCCGAUUUACCAGACCACAAAAUCCGGCGGCUCGAAACAUAUCACCACGAUCCGGAAGAUACAGGGCGACUUGACAGAACUAGCAACAGCGGUGAGGCAAGCACUGGGCAUGGAUGAGUACAUGACAGACAUGAGAGGGCGGAAGAAGGCGAAUGUCGUAGUCAACCGGAUAACCAAGCAUGUGAUUAUCAGAGGCUGGAGAGGACCCGAGAUCAAGCGGUGGGCCGAAGUCAGUGGAUUCUGA
Molecule: messenger RNA, 591 nt
Organism: Cladophialophora yegresii CBS 114405
Lineage: Eukaryota; Fungi; Ascomycota; Eurotiomycetes; Chaetothyriales; Herpotrichiellaceae
Exons: 2
Coding region: 1-591 (196 amino acids)
Biological process (GO): translation
Cellular component (GO): ribosome; mitochondrial large ribosomal subunit
Molecular function (GO): structural constituent of ribosome
Source: RefSeq, a predicted model, not a curated record